AUCGUCCUUCAAUUCUUAUUGUUUGUUGCCUUCUUCGUUCUUUCUCCCGUUCGGAUGAGACAUAGCGUGACGCCCUGAUCAACUCAUAUAUAAACAACCCCCAAAGCGUUACGUUCAUUGAUCUCUCUGAACACCAUCACCACCAUCAUCCUCCUCCUCAUUCCUCAUCUAAAUCAUUAUCAUCGCCAUGGAUCCCAACCCCAGCCCAAGGAAGAUGCGAAUCCUCAAAUAUGUCAUGACCAAAAUCCCCAGCUUCAAACGCCGGCAAUUGCAGGAGCUUGAGAACGAAAGACUAGCUCGCCCAUACGCCUUGCCAGAAACCUACACCGAGCUAUCUGAACGUGAAUCAUAUACCGAGUUAGCCGAACGUGUGUCUCAUUUAACAGAAGAUGAUAUUCUAGCCAACAUCCGUGCGGUUGUUGUUGAGGUUAAACAGAUCCGUUCGGUUAUUAAAUCUCUAGGUGACCGUCCCGACCCAGAAACCGUUGAUCUGGCUAGGUUGCGGUACGCAGAAGCCGAAUCUCCAGUCGCGGGUCAAUUCGAUGAGAAUGCUGAAUACGAUAUGGAGAUGGAGAAGAGGAAGAGAUUGGUGAAAAGAGAGAGGCAGAUGUAUAAGGCAUUGAUUUCUUUAGAUGAGAUGCAUGAAACGUAUAGCGAUCUGCUUGUUGUCGCGGAGAGGAGGCUUCAGAAGCUUUAUGAUACGGCUAAAUCAGCUGGGAAGUUAUCCGCGCUUGAUAAGAGGGUGUCUUCUAUGCUUCCGACGAUAGCUGAGGAGGUGAAGGAGGAGAUGGCGGAUAUUCUUCAGGAUGCGUUGAUGAACGGUGUUGAACGGAUUGAUUUGUCGCGCAGGCGGUUGCCGUUUGUUCCUGAAGCUUUUGGGAAGCUUCAUACAUUGGUUUCUCUUGACCUCUCCUCCAAUAAACUUACGGCUAUACCAGAAUCACUUGCGGGACUUACGAGUCUCGAGGAGCUUAAUCUUUCUGCUAAUCUCUUUGAAUCACUACCAGAUACCAUCGGCUCGUUGCAACAUUUGCAGUUUCUAAAUGUCUCAAGGAACAAACUCACUUCCUUGCCCGAUGGCAUUUGUAAAUGCAGAUCAUUAUUAGAAUUGGAUGCUAGUUUCAAUCAGAUUACAUAUCUUCCUGCCAACAUUGGGUAUGGACUAAUCAAUCUAAAGAAGCUUAUAAUGCCUUUGAACAAGCUGCGCUCUCUUCCUACCUCCAUCGGCGAAAUGAUAUCUCUUCAAGUCCUUGAUGUGCACUUCAAUACGCUCAGAGGCCUGCCACCCUCAAUCGGAAUGCUUAAAAAACUCGAGGUUCUUAACUUGGGCAGUAACUUUAACGACUUUACAGCACUCCCCGAAACAAUCGGGAGUCUAACUCGCCUAAGGGAACUCGAUAUAUGCAACAAUCAGAUUCAACAGCUGCCCAUUACAUUUGGGCGGUUGGUGAGCCUGACCAGACUGGUGGUGGACCAUAACCCGUUGACGGUUCCACCACCAGAGGUGGUGGCAGAAGGUGUUGAAGCUGUGAAGGUGUAUAUGAGCAAGAGGUUAUAUGAUAUGAUUGUAGAAGAAGAGAGAAGGGUGAUGUGGGAACGGGAAGAACAGGCACAACAAGCUGGGUGGUUUACGUUUUUGUUUUUCGGGCCGGCUUAUGGCCCGGGCGCAACGUAUCCUUACCUCACUCAUCGACUUUGAUCAAGUUAUAAAAUCCUACCAUAUAUAGUAGCUUGGGUUUAUUCUUCGUUCAACCUUGUUAUUCAUUGUUUUUUAAAAUGUUAUGUUUUUUCGGACCGGAAACAAACCUGAAAACAUGUAUGUAAAGGUUGCACGCAGGAUGGAUACAUGUAACAUCCUAAAUUUUAUUCCAUUCCAUGUGUUAAGGACGAUUUAUUGAAAUAAAUGGCCUCCUUUAUUUGUUGA
Messenger RNA from Helianthus annuus (common sunflower), 1924 nucleotides. RefSeq names its product plant intracellular Ras-group-related LRR protein 9. Gene Ontology annotation, cellular component: postsynaptic membrane; postsynaptic density; adherens junction. Gene Ontology annotation, biological process: neurotransmitter receptor transport, endosome to postsynaptic membrane; neurotransmitter receptor transport postsynaptic membrane to endosome. The record is from RefSeq and is a predicted model, not a curated record. The coding region runs from base 188 to 1699 and encodes 503 amino acids. Gene Ontology annotation, molecular function: protein binding. The transcript has 3 exons. NCBI's taxonomy places the organism in Eukaryota, Viridiplantae, Streptophyta, Magnoliopsida, Asterales, Asteraceae.